Messenger RNA from Trichoderma gamsii, 2982 nucleotides. RefSeq lists its product as hypothetical. The record is from RefSeq and is a predicted model, not a curated record. Lineage: Eukaryota; Fungi; Ascomycota; Sordariomycetes; Hypocreales; Hypocreaceae. Gene Ontology annotation, molecular function: protein binding; ATP hydrolysis activity. Bases 1 to 2982 code for a protein of 993 amino acids. The transcript has a single exon.
AUGAGAGAAGUGCACCAGAGAAAGUUCCAAGGCAGAACGCCAAAUACAUGUGAAUGGAUCACUACAAAUCCCACAUUCGUCCAAUGGCAAUCGUCUAGAAGCCAAAGUAAUCAUGACCGCCUGUUAUUUGUUUCAGGGAAGAGCGGCUGCGGGAAAAGUGUCCUUGCGUCAUCUAUUAUUGAGAAGUUCCAGAAACAGAAUAGGAGUACAAUGUUCUUCUACUUUUCUAAUCUGGAUAGUAGCCAGCAGACCGUUGAUGGUUUGGUACGAUGGCUUUUGCACGACGCCUUAACAUCAGCACCAGACGAACAGAUGCGCAACACCAUCCAGUCACGCAUUUUAAAUGGCCAACCUACAACAUUUGAUCUAUGGGAAACAUUUAAUGAAGUUACGACCAAAUCAAAAACCUCAAUAUACCUUAUCAUUGACGGGAUCGAUGAAUGCCAAGACUCAAUUAGUGGCUUAUUCACGCAACUUCUUACAACGAUCAACACGUCCUCGUCACUCAAAAUGCUUCUAGUUGGUAGACCUCAUAUUUUUGAAGAGCAUACUUCAAUACAGCGAAUUCACAUUACCAAUGAUAUUCUCCAAGCAGAUAUCAAGUCGUUCAUCACGGCGGAAGCUCGAAAAAUACAAACGUUAGGACAAUCGGAAAUUCAAGACAUGGUCAUCAAAGACAUAUGGGAAAAAGCUGAUGGUAUGUUUCUGUGGGCGAGGCUGGCCAUGGAUCAACUCCGCGGGGCAUAUAGUCGAAAUGAUAUCAAGAAAGUAUUGCAGUGCCUACCGCUCGGAUUAGAAGAUGCAUAUUGCCGCAUUUUACACAGCAUUAUGAAGGAACAUGGAGAGACCGGACUAGAGACCGCAAAAAUAAUUUUCAAAAUUCUUGCUGCGUCUGGUAGAGCUUUGGAGUUGAAAGAGCUCCAGCAUGCUCAUGCAGUGGCAUCUCAAAUAAGUCUACCCGAGUUUGAAAGAGAUCAGCUUGAUGCAUACAAAUGUUUCAAUCCCACAAGUAUGUUGAUGCAAACUUGUAGGGGCUUAAUCUAUAUUGAGAACGACAAGGUCUGCCUAGUCCAUCAAACGGCAAAAGAAUUUUUGACAAGGCAAAUUACACAAUGGGGUUCGGAAAUCUCGACUCUAAGAGUAGAACUUACAGACGCUCACGAGCUCUUUGUCAAUACAUGCAUUGAGAGCAUGAAUAACGACGGAUUUGAAUGGUUUCAUCAAAGAGAGGGCAUGUUCUUGUCACAUGACUUGAUGUAUCCUCCCUUUUUUCUAUACGCUUUCAAAUUCACUGUAUAUCACUUCAAUAGAAUGCGGGAUCCUAGUGCAGAAACAUUAGCGCGAGUAAAGCACUUUUUCGAUACUCAUUGGGCUUCUUUGAUCGAAAUCAUUAUCAUCUCAUGUUUCAUAGAAGGGCCUAUGUCUCCCACACCACAAGAAUAUCUAGAAGCUGCUGAAUGGCUCGAAAACGGUUCAGCUAAUCUUACCACAACGACAGAUGAGGUCAAGAAGCAUUUUCAGAUGAUAUAUCAAGCACAUACGCAAAACUCGUGGCACUCUCAGCGAUUACGUCUGCUGGGUCAAUUCUUGGAUUUGAUUGACGAAGACGAUAUUGAUACCUCUGAUUCAGUAACGUGCGUUGUGCAAAGUCAAAGCUUUGACAACAAAUCGGCUACAUUGCAAGUUAAAGACCACUUCUCAAAAAUGAUCCAUUUUCUAGCGGACGGUCCUCUUCUUUCGCUGUCAAAACAAGCCGACUUACUUUCUGUACUCAGCGCGAUAUUGCGAGGGCACAAAUACAUAAAAGAUUUUUGGAGCCCCUUCGAUGCGCUCUUCCGUUUACUUAUGAGCAAGAUAAGUAGCUUUCCAACCAUCACUAUCAUUGGAAUUGGCCAGCUAUGCAUAAACCCAAGGCCACAUAACGCUCUGGAGAUAUUCCGCGUAGUUCUAAAUAGGCUAGGCGAUAACGAUGAUGAAAUGAGGUACAACGUCUACGAAUGCAUGGGACGUUGCCAUGAGAAUCUGAAAAACUACGAAGAAGGGUUGAAUUCACACCAAGAUGCUUUGGCUGGACGUCGCCGCUUUUUCGGGCCCAAGCAUAAGUACACAGCCGACAGUUUAUUUUGGAUUGGACGUUCGCUUUCCAACCUUGAGCGAUAUAGCGAAGCUGAACAAUAUUUUCGUGAACAGUUAUCAGUAUGCUUGCAAGUUUAUGGAUCAAACCAUAAAGAAACAGCUACCGCUUGUAAUUGGAUUGGAGAUUCGCUUUAUGAUCUCGGCCGAUAUAGCGAGUCUGAAGAAUACUUUCGCCGAGAUUUAGAUAUAAAACUGAAGGUUCUCGGGCCACAGCAUGAAAAUACAAAGUGGACCACGAUUUGCUUGGCAAGAUCGCUCUGCUGUCAGCUCAGGUACAACGACGCAGAGAACAUCCUUCGGCAAAUAUGUCCUUCUGCGCCAGAAAGCUAUAGGAAGACAACAAAACCGACGUCUUUAGCGAUUUUAUGGCUUGCUCGGGUAUUACACUACCAAAGAAGAACUAUUGAAGCGGUCAAAGUCCUUGCCGCGCUACUUCCUAUGAGAAAUGAGGUUUGUGACUUGGAUCAUGAGCUUACUGAAACAAUUUUACUCUUUCUUAAACAUUGUUUGAGCGGGCAGGGAGAGUACCUCGAAGCUGAAAUCAUGAUGCGUCCGGCAAUUAUUGCUCAAUAUCGAAAACAAACAAAUCCAAAAAACUCUUUCAUUGUUGGCUAUAAGGCGUACAAUCCAGUAGAGAAAUAUCAGCAAUAUAUGAGGUUUCAGGGCGGCGAGGAUGAGAAUGAGGAUGAGGACGAAGAAGAUUUUGGCUUUUACGAAAGUUGGGAUAUGUGUCAUGUUGACGAUGUGCUCUUGCUCUCGGACUAUAAGAGAAUGUGUGAAAACAUUGAGGAACAUGAAAUGCAACCUGAAACAAAGGUCUUGUUGGCUUGGCUUGAUUCUCUUUGA